Trichoplusia ni (cabbage looper) is the source of this 1027-nucleotide messenger RNA. RefSeq lists its product as uncharacterized. The record is from RefSeq and is a predicted model, not a curated record. Lineage: Eukaryota; Metazoa; Arthropoda; Insecta; Lepidoptera; Noctuidae. Bases 198 to 518 code for a protein of 106 amino acids. The transcript is spliced from 3 exons.
CGUCAUCUCAACACCGAUCUGUCAUUUGGACAUGUAAAAUUAUGGGUAUCUAACAAAUUUCAAGUGUAACAAAUUAAAAUUUAAGUUUCUCUGUUCAAUACCUUUCGAACCAGUGCAGUUUCUUCUCAACAGUAUGCUUCAGUCCAUGUAGUGUGGUCUCUUGGCAAAAUCCUACGUAUAUACUGUAGGCGGAGGCAAUGGAAACUCUGAUCGAUUCUAUAAUAGACUUCGUGCGAGUAAGACAGCUGAAUAUAGCGUUGGCAGGGAUAUUAACCCUGGCGUACUUGGUGUACCAGUACUGGGGCCUGCUGUUCAAGGGCCAGGAGGAGGAGGAAGAGGAUGACGAGUGCCGCCACUCCACGCGCCUCUCGAGGUCACGGUCCAGGUCAUGCUCAAGAUCCCGAACGAGAUCCGGCAACUAUCACGAUUACAAAAUGGUAGAUUCGAAACAUGGUCGCCGAGGACGUAAAGCACAUCGGAGAUGCCCAGACUGCAGCCUCUGUAAUUGUGAACAGUAAUAACUAGCCGCGUUCACAUCAAACGUAUAGUGAGCUGCCGGCCGUGGCCGAGUACGACACGAACAUUUCAGUCACGCGACAACAGUAGCGCUGUGCUACGCGUAGACCGUACAAAGUGUGUACACUGUUACUACGUAGUUAUUGUGCUACGCGUAAUCACCAUGCUACGAAAGUCAAUUUACUGAGCGUAGUCAUUACCGAGUCAUGAUCAGACGAAAGUCACUUUACUAUUAUGCUACGCGUAGACACUACUACGUGUAGACACUAUACUACGCGUAGACACUCUGCUACGUGUAGACACUAUACUACGCGAAGUUUUUAAGCUAUGUCUAGUUAUUAUUCUUAACACUACGUGUAGUCAAUAGCUACGGGUAUAUAUCGUAUAAUUUUACGACCGCAUCGGGCUCACAUUCGACGUCUCAUUGUAUGUUUGGUUUGAACGCGCGCUUAAGGCUAUAUUUAAACCUCCUUGGUACCAAACCUCAGCAAAAAAAAAAUAUUUAAAACCA